GUGUCGUGUCGUGUCGUGUCGUGUCGUGUCGUGUCGUGUCGUGUCGUGCCGUGCCGUGCCGUGCCGUUAUGAGUGAAGGCGGUGAGGCCGCGCAGUCAAAGAGGAGGGGGCACCCGAGCAGUGCUGGCAGCGUUCAUGGUGAGCUGGAGUCCAUUGCUGACGAGGAAGGCGCGGCCGGGCGAUCGUUGGCCGCGGCGGGGGGGAAGAGACGGGACGAGACGAGACGAGACGAGACGAGACGAGGGAGGGGCAACGAUCGCAGAGUUCCUGCAGCGUAUCUAUCACAACGAUUGGCAAGACGGGAGUGGAAGAAUCAUGCUCCGGCUGGUCGAGCCUGCCGGGCGGAGGGACAUUUGUGCAAGGGCCUGCGCGGCGUGGACGGGCCUGGGCCCUGGGCCGCGGGCGGCUGGGGAGCGGACGUGUUUCCGCCUUGCCACUCACAUGGGACGGAUGCGCCGGGGCACGACUGGGAGAGCCACAUGCGCUGGACUGGCCACGCGAGAAUGGGAGUCGCCGGUCAGGACUGUCGUGCGCACAGGGGUGGUGUCGAGAGGAGGCUGUCUGGUGCACGCAAGUCGCUCGGUGCUGUCGUCGACAUCCAAGGAUGGCUGCCCCUCGAUCGCGGGCGGGACGAGGCGGCGCGCGAGGGGCAGCGCAGACAGCAGAACAGGGCGUGCAUGCGUGCAUACGUGGGUGUGGGCGCACAUGGCCAGCACAUGGCACAGCCAGACUAGCCAGGCCAGCCUAUCGGGGACUUGCCGCCGCACCAUGCCAAGCGCAGGAUGCGGCCCCGCCGCGCUGACUAACAUUCCGAGACGUGUCGGUCACCAUGACGUGGGCCGGUCGUGGCGCACGAGCCGGAUCAUUUUCCCCUGCGGGCACCAGGGCACCAGGGGCCCCAGACAGUGAUUGGCCGGCGGGCAAGAGUGCGCGAAAGUGAGCGCUUCCCGGCCGGCAAUGAUGGUCAGGUAGUGCAUAUUCUAGGAAGAGAUAGAUCAAGGCUGAAAGAGAUGGUGUGUAAAGCCUUGCUGUUCGAAAGCCUCUACCGUCU
Microdochium trichocladiopsis is the source of this 1051-nucleotide messenger RNA. RefSeq lists its product as uncharacterized. The transcript has a single exon. The record is from RefSeq and is a predicted model, not a curated record. NCBI's taxonomy places the organism in Eukaryota, Fungi, Ascomycota, Sordariomycetes, Xylariales, Microdochiaceae. Bases 136 to 909 code for a protein of 257 amino acids.